This is a messenger RNA of Hemibagrus wyckioides, 2054 nucleotides long. It is a transcript of the gene adob, whose product is annotated as 2-aminoethanethiol (cysteamine) dioxygenase b. Lineage: Eukaryota; Metazoa; Chordata; Actinopteri; Siluriformes; Bagridae. Gene Ontology annotation, molecular function: oxidoreductase activity, acting on single donors with incorporation of molecular oxygen, incorporation of two atoms of oxygen. The transcript has a single exon. Gene Ontology annotation, cellular component: mitochondrion. The record is from RefSeq and is a predicted model, not a curated record. Bases 254 to 1015 code for a protein of 253 amino acids.
UCAUUGCGGACGUGUAGAUCAGAUCUCUGUAUAUGGGGAGAUCGCGCUGAUGACGAAUGGCUUGCCUUGCGUGUUGUACGUGACUUCCAGUAAUGUGUUUUUGGUAAAUUGUUGAUUUCGUGUUUAAUCACUCAGGGAAGUCGACUGAUGUGCUUUGGAGUUUCUGGCGCUAUUUGAAUGUUGCCAUAAGGCUCGAGCUCGAAUUCGAGUUGCUAACUAACGUCCAGGACAAGUGGAUUUUGUCUCCCGCUGUAUGAUGCCACAGGACAACAUGAACUCCCUGAUUCAGAGACUUGCCCGACAGGCGCUGGCGACCUUCCGCAACCAGGUUAGUGAGGACAGUAAGGGCUUUAUGGAGAACCACAGCAAGCUGAGGAACCUGCUGGCGGAGGUCAGGGUGUCGGAUCUGAAGAUCGUACCGCGGUGUGUGGAGAGCAGCUGUGUGCCCCCGCAGCUCAUCGGUCCACCGGUCACCUACAUGCACAUUUGCGAGACGGACUCCUUCAGCAUGGGGGUGUUUCUGUUAAAGCACGGCUCCUCCAUCCCGCUCCACGACCACCCAAACAUGUACGGCUUGCUAAAAGUGCUCUACGGCAAGGUCAGGGUUAGUUGUUACGACAGGUUGGACUCAUCACCUGACAGCGCGAGCGGGAGACCGUUCAACCCCCCACUGCUCCCCUUCCAGAAGAGCGCCGUGCGGCCGUCCGUGCAGCGGUCAGUUGGGGAGUACACUGAGGAGAGUCCCCCGUGUGUCCUGUACCCACAAAGGGACAACCUGCAUCAGAUCGAGGCCGUGGACGGACCCACAGCCUUCCUUGAUAUUUUGGCUCCACCUUACGACCCAGACGACGGCAGAGACUGCCACUAUUAUAAAGUUAUGCAGCAGGUUCCCGAGGGUGCGGACAGAAGGGCCGGGGGCCAGGAGCAGACAGAGUUAUGGCUGGUGGAAAUCCCACAGCCUAGUGAUUUCUGGUGUGGUGCUGAACCUUACCCCGGGCCAAAAGUUACUCUUUGAAGGAAUCACCACCUCAACUGAAGGAAUACUGAAAGACUAGGCGGUCUAGUGAUUUCUGUGUGUCCUGGUACUGUAUUGUCCUGACAACAAGCUGGACUCCAUGAACAACCACAACUUUUUCUGACCUCUCCUGGACCUGUUGCUGUGUCUCACUUUUACAUUUGUGAUCUGGCCCGUCUGGCUAAGACUGCCUCAAUUGCCUGAUUGUUUGUGUCGACCAUUUCAAAGCAAAAUGCUCUUUGAUUUGCUCUAUUAUAGUCUCUUAUUUGAAUAAUUACAUAUUCAACAAAUAAUAGAACUAGGUCUGUUUCUUGUAUUUCUUGUAUAUAAAAUGUGUGGUGAAAUAUAAUCUGUAAUAAAUUAACAAAUGUUUCUAAAGAUCCACAUCCAUGACAUAUUUUGUCUGGUUUUAAUUAACUGGACCCUGAUUUUUUUUUUUUUUCCUCCCCUGCUUUUCCGGUUUAGUAUUUCACAUUUCAGUAUGUCAUACACACUGGCCUGAUGUUAUAUCGCUACUGAAGUAAAUGAGUAAUUGUGUAUCUAGCAUCCAUUUCCUAACAAGCUCACAUUUCUGUUUCACUCUGGACUUUGUGCCCAAAAUCAAAUGAGACUCUUUACAGCAGUGGUUCUCAUCUUUUGGGUCACGCUCCAAAAGCUUGCAUACGGACAUGAAGUGGGUCAUUGAUAUGUUCUCAGUAAAAAAAAAAAAAAAAAGGUCAAAUAAGUUUGCACAACUUCUGACCAUGCAUUUUUAUUUUGCAAGGCAUCUGGUAUUUCUCACAUACAGACAUUUAAUUGACUUGCUCACAACUUUGUUUGUCUGUAUUGGUAGCCUGACGGUAAACAGUAAAUAGUCAGAGUCACCUUACAUUCACAUAGAGCACAACACACUGGUAGCUUUGCUUUUUUGGGUCAUGACCUAAAGAUUUAUGACAACUAUGUGAAGCAAGAGCACUUAAGAACCACUGCUAAAGAGUACCUUACAUAACACAAUGAGUUUUGAAUUAUUUUUUAGCACUUACACAGUUAUCUGCAUGAU